Gossypium raimondii (Peruvian cotton) is the source of this 1548-nucleotide messenger RNA. RefSeq names its product G-type lectin S-receptor-like serine/threonine-protein kinase SD2-5. Bases 106 to 1080 code for a protein of 324 amino acids. The record is from RefSeq and is a predicted model, not a curated record. The transcript has a single exon. Gene Ontology annotation, molecular function: ATP binding; protein kinase activity. Gene Ontology annotation, biological process: protein phosphorylation. NCBI's taxonomy places the organism in Eukaryota, Viridiplantae, Streptophyta, Magnoliopsida, Malvales, Malvaceae.
UCUUAGAAGAAAAAAACAAUGAACUAUUUAGUUUAUCAAGUUUGAUGCCAUUAUUGCAGCAAGUUCUCUCUUCCCUGGAAAGCCAUUGCCCCCUCUUAGAGAGCAAUGUUCAUGUAUGGGAAUAUCCGUAGCUACUCGCUACUGAUUUUGAUUCUACUGAUCACAGCAGUUAUUGCGGGCUCAAUUUUUGAUGCUUUUUUUUACCUACUUCUAUGCGGUUUACUUGGUCUAGUUGUUUUAGGGGCUUUCUUUUUUCUAAGAUCUAGAAAUCGGUUCCAAGAAGUUGAGGAAGAUCAUCUCGACAACAUGUUAGGAAUGCCAACGAGGUUUUCUUAUGAAGAGUUGAAGAACAUCACCAAGAAUUUUAGCAACAAGCUUGGUGAAGGCGGAUUGGGGUCUGUUUCUCAAGGAACACUGCCUUCGGGUUCUCAAGUUGCAGUGAAACAUCUUUUUGGCAUUGGUCCAGUUAACAAGUCCUUCGUAGCUGAAGUUCAAACGAUUGGAAGCAUCCACCAUUUCAAUCUGGUAAGUUUGGUUGGAUUUUGUGCUGAAAAAUUCAAUAGGCUUUUAGUUUACGAGUACAUGGCUAAUGGAUCAUUAGACCGAUGGAUCUUUAAUAAAAAUCAGGAUCUUUCACUUGAUUGGCAAGUUAGAAAGAAGAUCAUUUUAGAUAUAGCCAAAGGACUUGCUUAUCUUCAUGAAGACUGCAACCGAAAGAUAAUUCACUUAGAUAUCAAACCUCAAAAUAUCCUUUUAGAUGAGAAUUUUAAUGCUAAAGUUUCGGAUUUUGGAUUAUCUAAGCUAAUUGAAAAAGAUCAAAGUCAAGUUGUUACAAGUAUGAGGGGAACCCCAGGUUAUAUGGCUCCUGAAUGGUUAAGCUUAGUCAUAACUCAGAAAGUAGAUGUCUAUAGCUUUGGUAUUAUAGUCCUAGAAGUUCUGUGCGGGCGGCGAAACAUCGAUGGAUCUCAACAAGAAGAAGAUAGGCAUUUAUUGAAACUUUUUGGAAGAAAGCAAGAGGAAGGACAACUCUUGGAUUUAGUUGAUAAGUGCAGCGAUGAUAUGCAGUUGAACGCCGUUUAAGUCGUAGAGAUGAUGAAGGUUGCUGCGUGGUGCUUACAAACUGAUUAUGCCAGGAGGCCUUCCAUGUCCGCAGUUGUGAAGGUUUUUGAGGGUUCAGUUGAUGUUGUAAUUGAUAUGGAUGAAGACUUCCUAAAUGAAAUAACACCAGAAGUUGGGGAGUGUUUUGCUACAACAGUUUUACCUUCCAUGUUAUCUGGGCCAAGGUGAUGAUCAUGGAAUGCGUCUGUUCCCAGCUUUAACUAGUCUAAAAUUAGUAAAAUUGUUUUGUCAAUCCUUCUGCCAUGUUCCAAAGCUAGCUUUGAGUGACGUACUUGUAUUCAUCCCAACCUUUGGGUCCAGAGGGUAAAAGUUACCCAAAAUAAAAUCCAAGACUCAAACGGUAGUGAAAGAUUUUUUUGUUUUUAUCAUAAGAUUACAUGUACUCUAAAAGGGAAAGUCUAGUAAGAAAGUUCCUAUUUUCGCUUUGUA